CGCAGGGUGCAGGUGGUCCGAGGAGAAUUGCACUCUCUUUGCCUUCGAUCACACGUCAUCGCAACCGAGGAGCAUGAAUAAUUUUUUUGGAUGCUUGCUUGGUCACUGAGAGUGCAUAUCACGUGAUAAGUAAACAAUUUACUUUAUAAGUUCCACAAACAGUUGGAACCCCACCAUUGUUAUAUUUUUGCGGGCAGACAUUUCUCACUCCACUGCUCAUCAAUGGAGGCUGCUCACCUUCUCCCUCACUCUCCUAGCAUUCCCAAAACUCUAAAACAUACUUCAUCCCCAAAACCAUUUGCCCCAACACCCACUCUAUCCUUGAGAUCAUUUCCAAGACCCUUUAAUCUAAACCUUAGGGCAGUUCUGUCUCAAAGCAGCACACCAGUACUCACCUCUGACUCUAAAACUCAGAAGUUUCAGCACUGUUUUACCAAAAAGGAAGAUGGGUUUUUGUACUGUGAGGAUCUUAAAGUCCAAGACAUAAUGAAUGCAGCGGAGAGAAAGAGAAGGCCAUUUUAUCUAUAUAGUAAGCCCCAAAUUACCAGAAAUUUUGAAGCAUAUAGAGAGGCUUUGGAAGGGUUGAGAUCAAUUAUUGGGUAUGCAAUUAAGGCAAAUAAUAAUCUGAAGAUUUUGGAGCAUUUGAGGAAGUUGGGGUGUGGUGCUGUGCUUGUAAGUGGGAAUGAGCUGAGACUGGCACUUCAUGCCGGGUUUGAUCCCACCAGGUGUAUCUUUAAUGGAAAUGGAAAGCUCUUGGAUGAUUUGGUGCUUGCUGCCGAAGAAGGUGUUUUUGUCAAUGUUGAUAGUGAAUUUGACUUCGAUAAUAUUGUUUCUGCUGCGAGAAUUGCAGGCAAAAAGGUUAAUGUUUUGCUUCGGAUCAACCCAGAUGUGGACCCUCAGGUCCAUCCUUAUGUUGCCACUGGGAACAAGAACUCCAAAUUUGGUAUUAGAAAUGAGAAGCUGCAGUGGUUUCUAGAUGCUGUGAAGGCACAUCCUACUGAGCUGAAGCUUGUGGGAGCACACUGCCAUCUUGGAUCUACCAUUACCAAGGUUGACAUAUUUAGGGAUGCUGCAGUCCUUAUGGUGGAAUACAUUGAUCAAAUCCGAGCCCAGGGCUUCGAAAUAGAGUAUUUAAACAUUGGAGGUGGUCUGGGGAUUGAUUAUUAUCACAGCGAUGCUGUCCUUCCCACUCCCAGAGAUCUCAUUGACACUGUUCGGGAGCUGGUACAGUCGCGAGAUCUCAAUCUCAUCAUCGAGCCUGGGAGAUCACUAAUUGCAAAUACCUGCUGUCUGGUUAAUCAUGUAACGGGAGUCAAAACAAAUGGGACAAAAAAUUUUAUUGUGGUUGAUGGCAGCAUGGCAGAGCUUAUCCGUCCCAGUCUAUAUGGUGCUUAUCAACACAUAGAAUUGGUUUCUCCUUCACCCCCUGAUGCUGAGAUCACCACUUUUGAUGUGGUGGGCCCCAUCUGUGAAUCAGCAGAUUUCUUGGGAAAGGAUCGAGAACUUCCAACUCCUGCUAAGGGAGAUGGCUUGGUUGUUCAUGAUGCAGGUGCUUACUGCAUGAGCAUGGCAUCAACUUACAAUCUCAAAAUGCGCCCACCUGAGUACUGGGUUCAAGAAGAUGGAUCCUUGGCCAAAAUCCGGCACAGUGAGACAUUUGAAGACCACAUGCAGUUCUUCCAGGGCCUUUGAUAAACCAUGUUAUCUGCAUCAGGCUUAGGGGAUUAAACUUCGCUCGUAAUUUAUGCACGGUACGUACUUCCUGGAAUUAGAUAUUUAGGAUGUGAACAUGCAUUGGGUCAGUAGCUGAAUUUUUAUGUAUCAGCUCUAUCUGUGAAGCUGUUGUGGUUUAUUAUCCUUAUGGGUUGAGUGGCAAGGAAUGAGGGAUAGAGUUUACCUAUCAGGGUUUCGAAUUGGUGGUGCUUUUUGACUUUAGGGUUCAGGGUUUUUGAAGAAAAUGUAAUUUUUGGCCUAUGAGGGGAAAAACUCUCAUUAUCAGAAGAUGCCCAGAUGCCAUAGCAUGAAACUUUUGAAAUAAUCAAAAGCCUUCUGAUUUGUUGCAGAACUGAUGGCCUCCCAUAUGUGUCCAUGACUAGACUAUUAAAUCUGAUUCCGACUGCCCAUGACUGAUUCUUUACCAAGAAAGCUUAUCUUUCAAAUUAUUGAAACCAUUGAAAGAAA
Malania oleifera is the source of this 2181-nucleotide messenger RNA. Its product is annotated as diaminopimelate decarboxylase 2, chloroplastic-like. Gene Ontology annotation, molecular function: diaminopimelate decarboxylase activity. Bases 223 to 1692 code for a protein of 489 amino acids. NCBI's taxonomy places the organism in Eukaryota, Viridiplantae, Streptophyta, Magnoliopsida, Santalales, Ximeniaceae. The transcript is spliced from 9 exons. The record is from RefSeq and is a predicted model, not a curated record. Gene Ontology annotation, cellular component: chloroplast.